GCCUGUCCGUGAUUUGUCUUCCCGCUGCCGUGUUUCUGGCCUCCUGCCUGGAGUUAGACACACAAGUGACGCUCGGAGACGAUAUCGUGGGAUCUGUGGGCCGGUAAUGCAUUGAGGCAACAAUGGAUACCACGGGCAGUGCCACUGAAGGCGACCCUCUGAAUAGGGGAGAGGACGGGGCGGAGACGGCAGCGACAGCAACGGAGCUGAAGAAGAAGAGUUGUGAGGGAGUCUGGGGUCUCUCCAGACUGACCCAUUGGAGAACUGCCGUCUUCUUCUUCUCCCUGUUCCUCUGCCUCACCAUUGUGUUUGCCUUCUCAUUCAUCAUCCCCUGUCCUGUCAGACCUCAGUAUCGCGUUACCUGGAACAGGACCUUCUCUGAUGCAGCAACCUACGACUUCUUAGCUAUUGAGGAUGUUAGCAAAGACAAGGUGAUGGAUGUCCUGUUUGUCCUCAAAAACACUGAAGGCUCUCGGAACAGUUCAUGUGAUGCUGCAGGUCUUCCCUCGCCAUGUGUGUAUGUGUUGGCAGUGGAUGGGACGGAUGGAGAGACCCUGUGGGAGAGCCCCCUGGCCCCCGACUUCCACUGGGCUCAGUGUGGCCCUGAGGACGGCCCCCCGUGGGACUGCUGUCUGCUGUCUCAUGGGGACCGACUCACAGCUGUUCACAAGUACACUGGUGACAUCAGGUGGCAGCAGCCUCAGCCUCCUGGUCUGAACGGCUCUCUGCCUGUUCUGAUUGUCCCAGAUCUGGAUGGGGACGCGGUCAGCGACGUGGCUCUGGUGGCGUCUGACAUCACGCAGACUCAGCUGGCAUUCCUCUCAGGGAAGACGGGGGUCCAGAUCGGGUCGACGGUGGCCCUCGACUCCACAGAGACGGCCAAUCAUCUUCUCUAUCACACCACAGAAGGUUCUUACUAUGUACUUCUACAAAAAGACACUGGCUUGUAUGGACUGGCGCUGUGGAGGAUCGCUGCCCGGGCUCAAGCCGGGAUGGAGGCGGGCCUCAAGAAGGACAAGCACUGGGAGAAGGAUGCCAGCGCGACAUCGGGCCUCGUACCCGUCUACGAAUCUGAUUCAGUGAGAAGAGUGCUGAGGAUCCGGGGCGGUCCACCCAACCUGCUGCUGGUGACGGGGAGCGAGGUGGCCUUAGUGGACGGGAAACGUUUGCAGCUCCUGUGGAGAUUCAACUCCAGCUCCAUCCUCGGGGAGCCCUCGUUUGGCCACUUCAACAAAGACCAUGUCCUUGAUGUUGUCGUCGAGGAGGAUGUUGGCAACGCCACAAAGAGGGUCAUAAUUCUUAACGGGAGGUCCGGUGCCGUGCUGUGGGAAGUCUCCCUUCUGGCGACUCCGAACUCGCCCAGACCCACCUCGAUACACACCACCAACUCCUUCUCCGUCUUCAUGUUUUGGGGCACGAUGCCCUCCGAGACCAACUCAUCGGAACCAUUUGCAGGAGAGCGACAUUCUUACCUGCUCCUCCCUCUGUAUUCCAAAGUCCUCCUUGAGUCGACCAGAGUCCUGGACCACAUCGUAGCAUUUCAAGCCACUCUGUUGGAGAACGGACGCCAUGCUGCCUGCAUCCUGCUGACCGGUCCCGGGACGGAGGGCGCCGACGGCACCGUGGUCCUCAGCAAGCGGAAGAUGAAGCAGGACAUCCCCGACAGCAAGGUGCUCCGCAUCGGGAGCGGCGGAACCACGGACACCAGCGAGGACAUCAAAGAGGCCUUCAACCGGCUCCGGUUCAGCGACUGGUGACCGGACCGACCACACAUGUAGGGUGUGUCCUCAAUGGUGACCAGACCACACAUGUAGGGUGUGUCCUCAAUGGUGACCAGACCACACAUGUAGGGUGUGUCCUCAAUGGUGACCAGACCUACACAUGUAGGUGUGUCCUCAAUGGUGACCAGACCACACAUGUAGGGUGUGUCCUCAAUGGUGACCAGACCACACAUGUAGGGUGUGUCCUCAAUGGUGACCAGACCUACACAUGUAGGGUGUGUCCUCAAUGGUGACCAGACCACACAUGUAGGGUGUGUCCUCAAUGGUGACCAGACCACACAUGUAGGGUGUGUCCUCAAUGGUGACCAGACCACACAUGUAGGGUGUGUCCUCAAUGGUGACCAGACCACACAUGUAGGGUGUGUCCUCAAUGGUGACCAGACCUACACAUGUAGGGUGUGUCCUCAAUGGUGACCAGACCCACACAUGUAGGGUGUGUCCUCAAUGGUGACCAGACCUACACAUGUAGGGUGUGUCCUCAAUGGUGACCAGACCACACAUGUAGGGUGUGUCCUCAAUGGUGACCAGACCACACAUGUAGGGUGUGUCCUCAAUGGUGACCAGACCCACACAUGUAGGGUGUGUCCUCAAUGGUGACCAGACCACACAUGUAGGGUGUGUCCUCAAUGGUGACCAGACCUACACAUGUAGGGUGUGUCCUCAAUGGUGACCAGACCCACACAUGUAGGGUGUGUCCUCAAUGGUGACCAGACCUACACAUGUAGGGUGUGUCCUCAAUGGUGACCAGACCACACAUGUAGGGUGUGUCCUCAAUGGUGACCAGACCCACACAUGUAGGGUGUGUCCUCAAUGGUGACCAGACCUACACAUGUAGGGUGUGUCCUCAAUGGUGACCGUAUUCAGCACAGCUGACUCAACCAAAGUGUGUCCGCGAGCUCUGACCUUCAAACUGCUGACGACCCAAAACGACCCUUUUCCGUUUCGAGACUCGGGUUGAUGGCGCUCCUCCAAUAAUCUGACAAACUGGGCAUUAUCCGCCCUCAGACUUCCUCCCCAUGUGGAGUUUGAUCACAUGUCCAAAGAACCACCGGUCUCUGACAAUCCUCUCCUGCUGAUGAAGCCACCAAGAGUUCCUGCCACGCAGUCCUGUUUCUAGCACUUUCAUGCAUUCAUGAUGCAACGCUCUUUCUUUUAAUUGCAGAGGCUGGAUUGUUAUUCUUUGAAUCUAUGCAACUUUGUCGUGCUGGGCUUUGGGAGCAGCAGGCGCAUGCCUCCUCCUCCUCCAGCAGGCUCCAUCGGAGGGCUGACCGUGGCAGGGAAACCGACUGCAACUUGAGUUUUGACAGAAACCAACCAACCUGACGAUGCGGUUACAUUUGUUGUUCCGCUUCCUGUUCCUGGUAGUCAAUGGUACUGUUGUCGAUAAUCAAGAUGUGUGUAUUUAACUCUUUAAAUCCCAGAUGCUGUGGCGAUGCUCUUUAAUGCACACUGGCUUGACCUUUGAGUCUCAAAGGUUCUCCGUGAUCUUUAGUUCCUGCUGUGGCUUUUAACUCAGUGAUGUGUUCAGUUGGAUGAAACGAGCUUCCUGUUUCGCUGGACAUUAAUGUCUUGAACCUGUGGGCCUUUGUCAACGCUGACGUUUCUCUCUAACUUUGUUUUAAUUUGAGCAAUAUUAAACUAUUUUAAAAUAAC
Messenger RNA from Pseudoliparis swirei, 3434 nucleotides. It is a transcript of the gene fam234a, whose product is annotated as family with sequence similarity 234 member A. The coding region runs from base 123 to 1757 and encodes 544 amino acids. The record is from RefSeq and is a predicted model, not a curated record. Gene Ontology annotation, molecular function: protein binding. The transcript is spliced from 12 exons. Lineage: Eukaryota; Metazoa; Chordata; Actinopteri; Perciformes; Liparidae.